Sorex araneus (European shrew) is the source of this 4426-nucleotide messenger RNA. RefSeq names its product ER degradation enhancing alpha-mannosidase like protein 3 (gene EDEM3). Lineage: Eukaryota; Metazoa; Chordata; Mammalia; Eulipotyphla; Soricidae. The transcript has 21 exons. Gene Ontology annotation, biological process: carbohydrate metabolic process; endoplasmic reticulum mannose trimming; mannose trimming involved in glycoprotein ERAD pathway. Gene Ontology annotation, cellular component: membrane; endoplasmic reticulum. Gene Ontology annotation, molecular function: mannosyl-oligosaccharide 1,2-alpha-mannosidase activity; calcium ion binding. Bases 119 to 2803 code for a protein of 894 amino acids. The record is from RefSeq and is a predicted model, not a curated record.
GUCGGGUGGCGCGCGGAGGGCGGCGGCGGCGGCGGCGGCGGUUCGGCUCGCGCCCGGCACCGACCCGGCCCGGCCCGACCCGGAGAUGUGUCCCCGCGGCCGGGCGUGAGCGUCGGGCAUGAGCGCGCCCCGCGGGGCCCCGCGGCCCUGGCGCCUGCUGGCAGCGCUCUGCCUGCUGGCCGGAGCGGCGCCCAUGGGCCGCGAGGAGCGGCGGCGGCUCGGGAACCAAGUCCUGGAAAUGUUUGAUCACGCCUUCGGGAACUACAUGGAACACGCGUACCCAGCGGACGAGCUCAUGCCUCUGACCUGCCGCGGCCGAGUGCGCGGCCAGGAGCCCAGUCGGGGUGAUGUGGACGACGCGUUGGGAAAGUUUUCCCUGACACUGAUCGAUUCUUUGGACACACUCGUGGUCUUGAAUAAAACCAAAGAAUUCGAGGACGCUGUGAGGAAAGUCGUGCGGGACGUCAACCUGGACAAUGACGUGGUUGUCUCCGUCUUCGAAACGAACAUCCGGGUGCUGGGGGGCCUCCUGGGCGGCCACUCGCUGGCGCUCAUGCUGAAGGAGCAGGGCCAGCACAUGCAGUGGUACAGCGGCGAGCUGCUGCAGAUGGCCACCCAGCUGGGCUACCGGCUGCUGCCUGCCUUCAACACCACCAGCGGCCUCCCCUACCCCCGGAUCAACCUCAAGUUCGGCCUCCGGAAGCCGGAAGCUCGCACGGGCACCGAGACCGACACCUGCACGGCCUGUGCCGGGACCCUCAUCCUGGAGUUCGCCGCCCUCAGCCGCUUCACGGGGGCCACCAUAUUCGAGGAGUAUGCGCGGAAGGCCCUGGACUUCCUCUGGGAGAAGCGGCAGAGGAGCAGCAACCUGGUGGGCGUGACCAUCAACAUCCACACCGGGGACUGGGUGCGCAAAGACAGCGGCGUGGGGGCCGGCAUCGACUCCUACUACGAGUACCUGCUGAAGGCCUACGUGCUCCUGGGGGACGACAGCUUCCUGGAGAGGUUCAACACGCACUACGACGCCAUCAUGCGCUACAUCAGCCAGCCGCCCCUGCUGCUGGACGUGCACAUCCACAAGCCCAUGCUCAACGCACGCACCUGGAUGGAUUCGCUGCUGGCCUUCUUCCCGGGGCUGCAGGUGCUGAAGGGGGACAUCAGACCCGCCAUCGAGACGCACGAGAUGCUGUACCAGGUGAUCAAGAAACACAACUUCCUGCCGGAGGCGUUCACCACGGAUUUCCGGGUGCACUGGGCGCAGCACCCGCUGAGGCCGGAGUUCGCGGAGAGCACCUACUUCCUGUACAAGGCCACGGGGGACCCCUACUACCUGGAAGUGGGGAAGACCCUGAUCGAGAACCUGAAUAAAUACGCCCGCGUGCCGUGUGGCUUUGCCGCCAUGAAGGACGUCCGCACCGGCAGCCACGAGGACAGGAUGGAUUCCUUCUUCCUGGCGGAAAUGUUCAAGUACCUGUACCUGUUGUUCGCGGACAAGGAUGACAUCAUCUUCGACAUCGAGGACUACAUCUUCACCACGGAGGCCCACCUCCUGCCCCUCUGGCUGUCCACCACGAACCAGAGCCUCUCCAAGAAGGACCCCGCGGCCGAGUCCACGGAGCUGGACGACAGCAACUUCGACUGGACCUGCCCCAACACGCAGAUCCUGUUCCCCAACGACCCGCUAUAUGCCCAGAGCAUCCGCGAGCCCCUCAAGAACGUGGUGGACAAGAGCUGCCCCCGGGACGCCAUCCGAGUGGAGCAGAGUGUCCGGAGUGGGGCCAAGCCCCCCCUGCGGGCCCGCGACUUCAUGGCCACCAACCCCGAGCACCUGGAGAUCCUGAAGAAGAUGGGCGUGAGCCUCAUCCACCUCAAGGACGGGCGCGUGCAGCUGGUGCAGCACGCCAUCCAGGCCGCCAGCUCCGUGGACGCCGAGGACGGGCUGCGCUUCAUGCAGGAGAUGAUGGAGCUGUCCAGCCAGCAGCAGAAGGAGCAGCAGCUGCCCCCGCGGGCCGUGCAGAUCGUGUCGCACCCCUUCUUCGGCCGCGUGGUGCUCACCGCCGGGCCCGCCCAGUUCGGCCUGGACCUGUCCAAGCACAAGGAGACUCGCGGGUUCGUGGCCAGCAGUAAGCCCUACAACGGCUGCUCCGAGCUCACCAACCCCGAGGCAGUGACCGGCAAGAUCGCCCUCAUCCAGCGGGGCCAGUGCAUGUUCGCCGAGAAGGCCCGCAACAUCCAGAACGCCGGCGCCAUCGGCGGCAUCGUCAUCGAUGACAACGAGGGGAGCAGCAGUGACACGGCCCCUCUGUUCCAGAUGGCGGGGGACGGCAAGGACACGGAUGCCAUCCGCAUCCCCGUGCUCUUCCUGUUCAGUAAGGAGGGGAGCAUCAUCCUGGACGCCCUGCGCGAGUACCAGGCCGUGGAGGUGCUGCUCUCUGACAGGGCGCGCGACCCAGCAGCCGCCUUGCUCAGGGGCCAAAUGUCGCCCAGCUACAUUCUUAACAGGAACGCUGAGACGGAGGCUGAGGAGCCACCCGGCCCCGGGGAGGACCCGCCGGCCGCCGCGCCAGAGGACAGCGAGCCCCCCGGCCCGGCCCCCGACGGCCCCGAGCACCCCGGCCUGUCGGAGGAGUGCAGGGGCGCGGACGGGGACGCGGACGGGGACAGGGACGGGGACAGGGGCGUGGACGGCCUGAGCCAGAACACCGACUGGGCCCGCGAGAAGGAGCCGCCCCUGGACUCGGUCCUGGCCGACUGGAGCGAGGAGAUCGAGGCCUUUGAGCUGAUGGAGAAGGACGAGCUCUAGGGGGGCCGCGUCUCCCUGGCCCCGGGUGCGGGGAGCCUCCACGCCUCCGGGGCGUCCAGGGGCCUGGGGCUGCCUCAGGGAGACCGGCCGCGCUGAGGUUCUGCUUUGGGGCCCCCAGGGGCCGAGGGGCCCCUCGAGACAAGGCUUGGGCCCUCCCUCGCGGGGCCCUCGGCAUGGCCGGCCGGUGCCAGAAGCCUUCUAGCCUCUGACUUGAUUCUGUCCCUGCAGCCCAGAGCCCUCGGGGGGCCGGGCCCUGCCAGCCCGUCCGUCUGUCCCUCUGACUCCCUCCCGUGGGCCUGGCUGCGGCUCCAUCUCCCCGUGGCCACCAGGGGGCGCCGUUGCCAUCCCAGGAGCCCGGAGACGAGAGAGAUCCAGAGACAGACGGGAAUUGGGGUCCCCCCCACCCAGCCUCCGCCUUCCGCUUCCAGACCCGGCCCGGCCGCCCCCCCCAGGCGGGCUUCCCUUCCCCUCCACUUUUCACUUGCUUUCCUUAAUCGGCUUCCUGAGGGGGGUGGGUGGGGGCUCCCGAGACCCUGAGUCCUAGGGACGUCUGGUCUACCUCAGUGAGCCGUGGACAUGCAGAGGGCCUGGGGCUGGUGAUGGCCGGGGCUGGAGUCAGGGCGUCCCUUUGUGACUCAGACACCAGGGCAGGGUAUGUGUGUGUGCGUGUGUGUGUGUGUGUGUGUGUGUGUCGGGCGGGGAGGGUCUCCCAGGUAACUUGUUUAACUAAAAAUGCGCCAAUUCACAAAAAAUGUUCUAACUCCCCCCACCCCACCCCGCCCUGCUCAUCCCCCGUGCAGAGGUUCAGGUGUGAAGGAAUCGUGACAGGAAAUCCAGCGGUGUGGGAGAGAUUGGUUAGAAUAAGGUGUUCUGGUUUCCUCCGUCUUCCUCCUCUUUCCCUUUUUAAUUAUUAACAAGCUUCCCGCAAGAGCAAUGGUCAUUAGAACAAAAUCUUUUAAAUCAUACGCUUCCUUUUUUUUUUUCUUCACAGUAUUAGAGUAAAACAAAAAUCGAGCACUCUGAUUCCUUUUUAUUUUUCCUUUUUUAAGCUUCUCUAAGACGCAGUUGACCUGGAAUGUUUUUUAUUUAAACGAUCAUCAGACAAAUCGGGGUUGUUAUUUUUUUUUUUUUUUUAACAGCAAAGCCAGCAUUUUCCCUCUAACCAGCCCCCAUGCCAAAUUCAUGCAAAAGAGAAGGGUCAGCCCGAGGGAUUCCGGUCGUACUCCUGCGUUUUAGGGGCGUGGUGGCGGUGGAGGAAAUAUCCAACCAGUUGUUUUAAUGCACAAUGCUUCAGUCAGAACAUAGAGAGAAAAAAAAAAAAACAUUCUGUGAAUGAAAUAAUUGUAUGUGCAGAUUUUAUAAAAGACAUUUUUAAACGCCCAAUCUACAGCCGUAUAUUUUCUUAUGAUGUAAUUUAUGAAGCCGUUGUCCUUGGGUGCAGGUGCUGGGUAGUGCUGUGGUAGACAGUGUCCUUUGCUGAUAAACGUGUACAUUCUUUCUAAGGGAAACUCCGUACUGUGAUGUAAAAGUCUGGGCAGAUUGUACAUAAUCCGUGUACAUAAUUGUGUAUUUGAUUAUAAUUACUGAUUGUAAAGAUUUAAUAAAACAUGUAAAUAUACCGGG